Molecule: messenger RNA, 821 nt
Organism: Helianthus annuus (common sunflower)
Lineage: Eukaryota; Viridiplantae; Streptophyta; Magnoliopsida; Asterales; Asteraceae
Product: glutathione S-transferase T3-like
Exons: 2
Coding region: 141-725 (194 amino acids)
Source: RefSeq, a predicted model, not a curated record
UCUAUUUUUUAUAAAAAAAAACCCACUUUCUCCUAUUUUUUAUACAAUCAUGUAUCCAUACCGACCCCCUUUUGGUGUCCCCUGCAAGACCCACGAACCCGAACACAACCCAACCGCAAAACCCAUAUAACCUUCAAGACAUGGACCCGAGUUUUUUAACGUACGCGGCUUACUUUAGUGGCGCCACUCCGUUUGUGCCUCCCCCUUUCGGCUAUGGUCAAGCCGGCGGGUCGCAACCGUCACAACAACAAGCCGAAUCCGAACCCGAUGUCGAUGUCGUGCCGGAGACGCAACCCGAACCGGUGCAAGAUAAUUCGAAACGCGGCAAAAGGUCGCAUAAGAAGAAGGAAAAAGACGAACCUCGGCGUACAAAAAAUAUCAUUAAAUGGACGAAGGAAGAGGAAUUCACGUUGACUCGGGCGUGGCUCGACAUUUCGGAGGACGAAGAAACCGCAAACUUUCAAACGGGCCCCGUUUUUUGGGAUAGGGUUCGUGCACUCUUUUUUAGCACGUGGGGUCAAGGCGAACAUCGGGACAAAGAUUCCAUUUCUAGCAAAUGGACCGACAUCAACAACAAGUCUCACGCGUUCCAAGAAGUUUACCAACGUAACUACGAUACUCGCCCGAGCGGUGAAAGUGGCGUCGGGGUUUUAACGAGGACUUUGGAGGAAUUCAAGAGGACGAAAUGCCUUUUCACGUACUAUAAGUGUUGGGAGCUACUAUGAAAAAGUCCAAAGUGGGCGCUAGUUAAUCCAAUGACGUCUAGUAGUAGACGUCGAGCUAAAAGGUCAAAAACAUCAUCCUCCGUUGACCCGUCAACU